AACAAAACCUUCUUUUUGCUUGCCCGCGUAACCUAUCAUGAUGAUCCCAUCAAGAAUUGGUCUUAUUGUUUUCUCGACAACGUCUAAUUCCUCGUACUCUUUUUUAUUAAUAAAAAUUAUCUGCCUCCUUUGUGUUUCUUUACUUCCUCAAAUUCUGCACUCACUCGUUCAAUCCCUGCGACACUUCCUCUUUUUUCCAAACCCACGUCUCAGUCUCUCUUGUUCAUUGCAAUUGUAAUUUCGCGUGAAAUUUUGAAGGGGGGAAAAAAAUCUAAUCUAUCUGUCUAUUUUUGUUCACACGCAAUGUAUCCCACGACUACAAUCGAAUUGUGGAAGGCAAAUUUAUAAAAAGAAAUAGCAGAAAGCAUUUCAUUGUGGGGCUUCGGAAAUGAGCAUAGGAAAUAUCGACGUGAUUUGAUGUCAUCACUUUUACAACCACCAAAUCUGGCGGAUUCCUCGAUGCCGAAUCUUCCCCACGCUCUUCUCUUCUUGACUUCCCUUACUUCCUCCUAACCCAUCAUGAAUCACGUUCACUCCUCUGCCCUCUCCAUUAUCAUCACCUAUUCACCUUCCUGCUUAUUCUUUUCCAACUUGUUGACCACUCAUCUCUCGCUACUCCCUCUUCUUUUCCUUUCUUCUCGCCCUUUUUUAGAUUCGCUUCUUAUCCGGAGCCAUGAUAAUCCCCUUCUCCCUUCAUCAAACUUCGCCGUUCGAUCUAAUCGAAACGCCUUGUGGGCUAGCAGUUUUGUCCAAUAAAUGUAUGUUAAAUGGAGGGAAAUGUAUGAAACCGUCUUCGCGGAUCCUUUGUUCUUCUACGGAACAAGGGCUUCGACCCCGGCCCAUGCCCAAACCUUCGAAAAUCGGUUUUGAUGAAAGACAAGAACCGGUCUUAGAGAGAUCCCGGAUUAAAAAACCCCCUUCAGGACUAUGUAGCCAGAUAGAGAAGCUGGUUUUGUGCUGUAGGUACCGUGAGGCGUGGGAAUUGUUUGAAUUUCUGGAGCUUCAAAGUGGUUAUGAUGUGAGUAGCAGCACAUACGAUGCGUUAGUAAGUGCUUGCAUUGGUCUGAAAUCGAUAAGUGGCGUCAAGAGGGUGUUCCGUUACAUGGUUACUAAAGCGUUUGAACCAGAUCUAUAUAUGAGGAACAGAGUGUUGCUGAUGCACGUGAAAUGCGGUCUGAUGGUUGAUGCGUGCAAACUGUUCGGUGAAAUGCCUGAGAGGAAUUUGUUGUCCUGGAACACAAUCCUGGCGGGACUUGUUGACUCGGGAAGAUGCACGGAAGCCAUUAGAUUAUUUCUAAUCAUGUGGGAAGAGGUUUCUGAUGGUUGCUCUCGCACUUUUGCUACCAUGAUUCGAGCAUCUGCUGGAUUGAGUCUUAUUCAUAUUGGAAGACAGUUUCAUUCUUGCGCUCUGAAAAUAGGUGUAGGCGAAGAUAUUUUUGUGUCUUGUGCACUGAUUGACAUGUAUAGUAAGUGCGGCGUCAUUGAAGAUGCUCAAUUUGUGUUUGAUUUAAUGCCAGAAAAGACAAUUGUAGGAUGGAAUUCCAUUAUUGCCGGUUAUGCACUUCAUGGCUACAGCGAGCAAGCUCUGGAAAUGUAUUAUGAGAUGCGCGAUUGUGGUGUUAAAAUGGAUCAUUUUACAUUUUCAAUAGUCAUAAGAAUAUGCGCAAGAUUGGCUUCACUAGAACAUGCGAAACAAGCUCAUGCUGCUUUAGUUCGUCAUGGUUUUGGUUCUGACAUAGUGGCUAACACAGCUCUUGUGGACUUCUAUAGCAAAUGGGGAAGGAUGGAAGAUGCUCGACAUGUUUUCAAUAGGAUGCCUUGCAAGAAUGUUAUAUCUUGGAAUGCAUUGAUUGCUGGAUAUGGCAAUCAUGGUCAGGGUGAUGAAGCAGUGAACAUGUUUGAGCAGAUGCUUCGAGAAGGGAUGAUUCCCAACCAUGUCACUUUUCUUGCUGUCUUAUCUGCAUGCAGUUAUUCAGGAUUAUCAGAAAGAGGCUGGGAAUUUUUUCAAUCUAUGAGUCGAGACCACAAGAUUAAGCCCCGAGCAAUGCAUUAUGCGUGUAUGAUCGAAUUGUUGGGUAGACAGGGCCUUUUAGACGAGGCUUUUGCAUUAAUCAGAAGUGCACCUUUUAAACCAACGACUAACAUGUGGGCAGCGUUGCUGACAGCAUGCCGUAUGAAUGAGAAUUUAGAGCUUGGGAAGUUUGCGGCGGAAAAACUAUAUGGAAUGGAGCCAGAGAAGCUGAGUAAUUACGUGGUGCUCUUGAAUAUAUACAAUAGAGCUGGCAAGUUGAAGGAAGCUGCUGGUGUUGUUCAGUCCUUAAAGAGGAAGGGUUUAAGAAUGCUUCCAGCAUGUACCUGGAUUGAAGUUAAGAAGCAGCCAUUUGCUUUCCUUUCUGGAGAUAAAUCUCACCCGAAAGCAAAAGAAAUAUACCGAAAAGUGGAUGAUCUGAUGCUCAAGAUAUCAAGACAUGGUUACAUUGUUGAGAAUAGAACUUUGCUUCCUGACGUAGAUGAAGACGAACAACGCGUAUUGAAAUACCAUAGUGAGAAAUUAGCAAUAGCUUUUGGAUUGAUCAGCACUAGAGAAUGGACCCCUUUGCAAAUAACUCAGAGCCAUCGCAUAUGUAGCGACUGCCAUAUUGCAAUUAAAUACAUAGCAAUGGUUACCGGACGAGAAAUUGUAUUGAGAGACGCUAGCAGAUUCCACCAUUUCAGAAAUGGGACUUGUUCUUGCGGUGACUACUGGUAAUGAGGAGGGGUGAUGAAACUUACCCAUAACGCGCAAGCAUUUUUCUUAGUGUCCAUUCAAUUUGCAUACUAGACCGAUAUAUACGAGGGUAUUGCCAUGUGGGAUUAGUGCAACACACGAUCUUACGUUAUGCGUGCUCAAGUAUUUUGGCCGUUGUAAACAUUUUUCUUUGUUCAGCUAGGCAGGUACUGAUAUAUAGAUAUGGUUGUGAAAUUUUAAAUUUCUUUUCCGAGUUACACUAAUCAAAGCCUGAUUUCUUCCGUCA
Molecule: messenger RNA, 3014 nt
Organism: Prosopis cineraria
Lineage: Eukaryota; Viridiplantae; Streptophyta; Magnoliopsida; Fabales; Fabaceae
Product: pentatricopeptide repeat-containing protein At5g50390, chloroplastic-like
Exons: 1
Coding region: 674-2749 (691 amino acids)
Biological process (GO): RNA modification
Molecular function (GO): protein binding; zinc ion binding; RNA binding
Source: RefSeq, a predicted model, not a curated record